CAAGAUGGCGGCGCCGCGCUCGGGUCACGUGGGAAGCUGAGGCGAAGCGCUCCACCCAGGCCCGGCCGCGCUUCCUCAGUGCCGAGGCCGCCGCUGCCGCCGCUCCUGCCGGGCGAUUGUGACGACGACGCCGCCGCCCUUGGAGCCCCCUCCGGCCCGCAGAGAGCCCCCUCCGUUGCCGCGAGCCAGGAAGCGCCACGAUGGGGAGGCCGCGGCCUAGCCGCCUCUCCGUCCCGCUGCUACUGCUACUGCUGGUUUUGGGAGGCCGCGCAGGCCUCGGCGCCGCUUUCUACCUGCCCGGCUUGGCGCCCGUCAGCUUCUGCGAGCCCUCGGACACCAAGCAGGAGGGGCCCGCCGUCCGUUGUUCGCCCAAAAUUGAGCUGUUUGUAAACAGACUGGACUCGGUUGAAUCUGUUUUACCGUAUGAAUAUGACGCUUUUGAUUUUUGCAAAGACCAAACGGAAGAGAGACCUUCAGAAAACCUCGGACAAGUUCUGUUUGGCGAGAGGAUAGCCUCUUCCCCUUACGAGUUUACAUUUAAAAAAGAUGAAGAGUGCAAGAAAGUUUGCGUGAAAUCUUACGACCCAGAGAAGCCAGAGGACAAAAACAAACUGGAUUUUUUGAAGAAGGGGAUGCAGUUGAAUUACCAGCAUCACUGGAUUAUAGAUAACAUGCCCGUGACUUGGUGUUACAAUGUGGAAGACAACCUUAAAUACUGUAAUCCUGGAUUUCCAGUUGGGUGUUACAUUGCAUCAGACGGCCGGAUAAAAGAUUUCUGUAUAAUGAGUGAUGAAUUCAACAAGAAGAACACCUUCUACCUCUUCAAUCACGUCGACAUUACAAUCACCUACCAUAGUGGCAAAGACGAGAGCUGGCCUGGAGCAAGGCUCGUUGCAGCUCAGCUGGAGCCCAAGAGCUACAAGCAUACAGAUAUAAACAAUUUAUCCUGUAAGGGUCCCCCUAUGGAAAUUCCUGCAGAAUUUAAUAGCAAACUGGAUGUGAUCUAUACAUACUCCGUGAAAUUUGAAGAGAACAACAAUAUAAAAUGGGCAUCCCGAUGGGACUACAUCUUGAAAUCCAUGCCUCACACCAACAUUCAGUGGUUCAGCAUCAUGAAUUCCCUGGUGAUCGUCCUCUUCUUAUCCGGGAUGGUCGCCAUGAUUCUCCUAAGGACCCUUCAUAAAGACAUCGCCAGAUACAACAAGAUCGAUUCUUCGGAAGAUGCACAGGAGGAGUUUGGGUGGAAGUUGGUCCACGGAGAUGUGUUCAGGCCGCCCCGGAAAGGCAUGCUGCUCUCCGUCUUCCUAGGGCAAGGGACGCAGAUUUUUAUCAUGACGUUCAUUACUUUGUUCCUUGCCUGCCUCGGUUUCCUCUCACCAGCCAACCGAGGGGCUUUGAUGACAUGCGCGGUGGUGCUCUGGGUUUUGCUGGGGACCCCAGCGGGCUACGUAUCUGCUCGGAUGUACAAAACAUUUAGGGGUGAAAAAUGGAAGACCAAUGUGUUGCUGACGGCUCUCUUCUGCCCCGGAAUCGUGUUUGCUGACUUCUUCAUUAUGAACCUUAUCCUGUGGGUGAAGGGGUCUUCAGCUGCAAUUCCUUUUGGGACCCUGGUGGCGAUCUUAGCCAUGUGGUUUGGAAUAUCCGUCCCGCUCACCUUCAUUGGCGCCUAUUUUGGGUUCAAGGAGAAGCCCCUCGAGCACCCCGUGCGAACGAACCAGAUUCCUCGCCAGAUCCCCGAACAAUCCUUUUUCACUAAGCCUCUGCCGGGCAUCAUCAUGGGUGGCAUCCUGCCCUUCGGGUGCAUCUUCAUCCAGCUCUUUUUCAUCCUGAACAGCAUUUGGUCUCACCAAAUGUACUACAUGUUUGGCUUCUUGUUCUUAGUCUUUAUCAUCCUCCUGAUUACCUGUUCGGAGGCCACCGUCCUGCUUUGUUACUUUCACCUGUGUGCUGAGGAUUAUCACUGGUGGUGGAGAUCAUUCCUGACCAGCAGCUUCACCGCCGUUUAUCUCUUCAUCUACGCCAUCCAUUAUUUCUUCUCAAAACUCCAGAUUACUGGUAUUGCUAGCACCAUCCUGUACUUCGGGUAUACUAUGAUCAUGGUCUUGAUAUUCUUCCUGUUCACAGGAACAAUCGGUUUCUUCGCUUGCUUCUGGUUCGUCAGUAAGAUUUACAGUGUGGUGAAAGUAGACUGAAGAAUCCCAGGUCUUGCUUUUGAACCCGCUUCUUGAGUUGCCGGAGACCCAAGGCAUUAACCAUGUACAAAAGACACAAAAGCAUUUCAUCUUUAAAUAGUUAAGAUAUACCCAGAGCUUCUAUCUUGGCAUCCAAAAGGCAGGUUUUAAAUGGAAUGGACGUAAGUAGCGUGGAUCCUUCCGAAAAAAAAUGACAUGCUUUUUUCCCCCAAACACUUCAUCCAGAUAUAUAUAUAUAUUUUGUUGGCUGGUUAGUUGGUUGGUUUGGUUUGCUUGAAAAAGACCCAACAUCGAUUUAAUAACAAAAGCCAAACGCAUUAUGUUCAACACUCGGCUCUCCCGAUGGAGAAUUCUCGUAAAUCUUUUAUUUUCUACAUGGUUAAUUGAUUAUUUUGUCACGGAAGAGGGGCUGUCCGGUUUACAAAAAAAAAAAAAAGGUGACUUAAAAAUCAAUUUUGGAUCUCUUUCGCCGUUGGCUGUCACCUGAUUCAAGAGGACAGCCGUUCAAUGUCUAGUGCAGAUUUCUGAGGGGUGGGAGGAAAAAACCGAACAUUUCCUCUGUUUUAAAUAAAACGACCCAAUUCCAGCA
This is a messenger RNA of Ahaetulla prasina, 2781 nucleotides long. RefSeq names its product transmembrane 9 superfamily member 2-like. NCBI's taxonomy places the organism in Eukaryota, Metazoa, Chordata, Lepidosauria, Squamata, Colubridae. Gene Ontology annotation, cellular component: membrane. The transcript has 17 exons. Gene Ontology annotation, biological process: protein localization to membrane. The record is from RefSeq and is a predicted model, not a curated record. The coding region runs from base 201 to 2192 and encodes 663 amino acids.